This is a messenger RNA of Darwinula stevensoni, 327 nucleotides long. The record is from the annotation of a GenBank genome assembly. NCBI's taxonomy places the organism in Eukaryota, Metazoa, Arthropoda, Ostracoda, Podocopida, Darwinulidae.
AUGCCGGAAAAACAUCGGAAAAAGAAAGCGAUCCCAAAAGGAGUCUCCAACCGGCGAGCAGGGAUAGAUUGGAUUCGCAAGCACGUCGAGGAUGGAGUCAUGUACUUCGCGGACGAUGACAACUCCUACGAUCGGCGUAUAUUCGAAGAGAUGCGUUGGACGAAGAAAGUGUCGAUGUGGCCGGUGGGUCUGGUGGGACACCUGGGCCUGUCCUCGCCCGUCGUCAUCGACGGCAGAGUCAUCGGUUUCUACGACGGGUGGAUAGGAGGGCGUAGGUUCCCCGUCGAUAUGGCCGGAUUCGCCGUCGGCAUCCCGUUCUUCCUCUCG